Molecule: messenger RNA, 1002 nt
Organism: Diachasma alloeum
Lineage: Eukaryota; Metazoa; Arthropoda; Insecta; Hymenoptera; Braconidae
Exons: 3
Coding region: 120-731 (203 amino acids)
Source: RefSeq, a predicted model, not a curated record
UGUUGACAGCAUUGAAGGCUUGAAAGAACUGCCUAAAUCACCAUCAAAAUGGAUCUACAAUGCAUAUUGAAUAAUAAUGAUCACAAGAGAUUCGAGUCAUCUUUUGGGGAGAUGACGCAAUGAAAUACAACAAUGAAAUCGUUAUGUAUCAGAUCUUAAAGAUCACUGGUGGCGUAAUCAAAGAAGCUAAUCCUAUUUAUCGUCGAUCAGGCGACACUGUGAGUAACAAAGAAUUUCAAUUCAGUCGUGGAAGCAUCCUGGAAGUCCUUGGCAUGUUUGAUGUUGCCAACGGUGCUUCUGAUGACAAGAACAAAGUGGUCACAUUCAAACCCAUUGAAAUGAGAGAUGUGUGCAAUGCUCGCGAACCAGUAAUGGUUUCCGGAUGGUUGAAGGAAUAUUUUACAAGCAUAACUACAUCGAACGGGGCCAGCUACAGAUGUGGUAUGAUCUGCACUGACGUUCACAGAAUGACGAUACAUGUAACGACAUUCGUACCCAAAGCUGAACUGUUGGAAGGGAUGAAAAUUAAUGUCAAAGGGACAAUUGACCGUCGAGGAGAUGCAUUCGUUCUCAACGCAACAUCUAUGGAUCAAAUUACAGCUGUUCCUUCCGCUCCAAGAAUGAGCGAGGAUGGCAUGGAUGACGCUGUUGAGUCACCUCCCUUAACUUCCAAUAGAGAUGCCGAUGGAUAUCCUCCAAACGGAAACGACAAGAAACAAAAAGUCGAGUAGCCUGAAGACGUCCUAUUUUCCAUCCACAUUGUAUUCUUUUAUUAUCAACCAUUAUGUUUUAUACAAUGUCCAUUAAGAAAUGGUAGAAUGUUGAAAAUUAGAGCAGAUAAUAAGUCACAUUUCAUUCCUAAUUCGCUUCUCAUUCCGUAGGACGGAUGUUCUUUAUAUUUUAAUUAUUUUUCGUGGCAACAGAACUGUUAAAUUUAAGUCUUAGAUAUAUCUGUAUCUAAUUUUUCAUCAAAUAUAUUACCAAAUGUUGAUAUUUUUAAAC